This is a messenger RNA of Miniopterus natalensis, 1041 nucleotides long. Its product is annotated as olfactory receptor 52E8-like. Gene Ontology annotation, biological process: G protein-coupled receptor signaling pathway. NCBI's taxonomy places the organism in Eukaryota, Metazoa, Chordata, Mammalia, Chiroptera, Miniopteridae. Gene Ontology annotation, molecular function: olfactory receptor activity; G protein-coupled receptor activity. Gene Ontology annotation, cellular component: plasma membrane. The record is from RefSeq and is a predicted model, not a curated record.
AUGAGAGCAGGCUUAACACCAGCCAUCAGUGAUGGGCGUCUCUCUGCUCUUCUGUGUGGUCAGACUAAGUCUAUCAUGACACUCAACACAGCUAGAGCAGGUUUAGUGACUCUGAAAAUGUUAGUUCGAAAUAGAACCAAUGUCCACCCAACUACUUUCCCACUCUUUGGAAUCCCAGGGCUGGAGGCUGCUCAUGUCUGGAUCUCCAUCCCUUUUUGCCUGGUCUAUCUGCUCGCUAUCCUUGUAUUCAUCAUCAAGACACACCCCGGUCUUCAUGAGCCCACAUAUCUCUUCCUCUGCAUGCUCUCUGUGAAUGACCUGAUGCUUUGCGCCACAGCCAUUCCCAAGAUUCUCAGCCUCUUCUGGUUCAAUGACAGAGAAAUCAACUUUAAAGCUUGCCUCACCCAGAUAUUUUUCCUCCACUGUCUGUCCACCACGGAGUCAGUAUUCCUGUUGGCCAUGGCCUUUGACCGAUAUGUGGCCAUCUGCAAACCUCUGAGGCACUCCACCAUCCUGACACAUGGAGUGGUCAUGGCUUUGAGUCUGGCCAUUGUCCUACGUGGAAUUAUCUUGCUGACUCCUCACCCUUUCUUACUGAUGAGGCUUCCCUGCUGCAAAACCAAUGUCAUUGCCCACAUCUACUGGGAGUUCAUGGCGCUGAUCAAACUGGCCUGUAGUAAUACCAGAAUCCAUAGACUAUAUGGCUUACUUCUUGCCUUGCUUACUGGUGGGCUGGACUUCAUGUUGAUAAUAUGCUCUUAUGUUCUCAUUCUUCAUGCUGUGUUUCCUCUCCUAUCAAAGGAGGCCAGGCUCAAGACCUUGAGCACAUAUGGCUCCCAUUUUUGGGUCAUCUUAGUGUUUUAUACACCUUCCUUUUUCUCCUUUAUCACCCACAGAUUUGGUCACAACAUAGCUCUAUACAUCCACAUCUUUAUAGCCAACAUUUAUCUUCUGAUUCCGCCUAUGAUGAACCCUAUCAUCUAUGGUGUUAAAACCAAAAAUAUCAGGGAGAGUUUUCUUAAAGUCUUCACAAAUACAUAG